CCAUCCCCCAUCUAGCUAUAGCUAUAUGCCAGCCAGCCAGCCAGCCAUCUGUCUGUCUGUCUGUCUACUAUGAUUGUGUGGCCACCGGCUGCUUGGUGAACUGUGUGGCGAGUAUGUGCAUGAGGUCCUUGAGCAGCGUUGGGUGCCGGUCCAGCUUGCUGAAGCCCUCCGUCUUGGACACAGCACGGUAGUGCUUGGCAGCGAACCGAAGACCUGCACGCCACGGCACGGGAGGGACACGCACAGUCGUCUCUCCCGCUACGCCCCUCUCUCUCUCUCUGUGUGUGUGUACAUUGUUUCUUGAGGGUUUCUGUGCCGUGUAGCGACGCCUCUAUGAGCAGGUGUGCGACGUUCUGCACAGACAACUCCUGCACCAACGCCUCGCCGCAACGCUCACGCAAACCCUGCAGACACAUCGACCCCCACCACCACACACACACAGACGACACACGACACACAGAGAUACAGAGGAAGCGUGUGUCUUGUGUGUGUGUUUUGUGUGUACGUGUAUAUUGAAUCUAUUGGCGGCUUUGAGGAUGUCGACUACGGUGGCGUGGGGGAACGGACUGGCCUCCAACUCCUUGCAACUGACACACAUCACCACACAUCACCACACCAACACAUAUCACUCCAUCCAUCCACCCCCCAUCCCUCUCGCCCUCUCACCUAUCGCAGUAGAUGUAUCUCAGAAGGACUUUGAGGAUGUUCGGGCUGACGUCGCUCACAACCAGCCGCUGCUGCUGCUGGGAAGGCACCUCACCGCCCACACCCACACCAACCUGCCCACCACCACCACCAGCACUGCUAGCAGCAGCAGCUGCUGCUGCUGCAGCAGCCGCUAUGCCCUCAGUUGACGACUGUGAGGUGGAUGCCCGCAGCGCCGACAACAUGUUGCGAAACACCUGACACACACAGACGGACGGACGGACGGACGGACGGACGGAUGGAUGGAUGGACAGGCAGACCUGCCUCUCUGGGUGUGCAUUUGCCCCCACACACAUACCGUCGAUCUGGCGGCGAGAAUGCACCGGUGCGCGGGGAUGUCCUCGUUGUUGCAAACCAACACCACAUCUGCCACACACACAACACACAACACACCGACAGGCGCAAUACAUACCAGCCAUCCCUCCGCACACACACACCCAACUCUCGCUCACCAGAGUGCAUGGUGCUUCCCGUGUCGAUGAGGCUCCCCAAAUCGUUGCCGAGCGCCUUGCCCUGCACGCCGCCGGCCAUGUCGCUACACGCCUUUGCCAGCGCCCUUGGCUCCUCGUGUUCGCUCUGUGGUAUGGUGCGCAUCUCGCAGUAGAUGGUCAUGCGGUCGUUGAACAAGACGUCGUCCAGCUGGUCGGCUGACAGAAACUCAGAGAAGCCACGGUUGGACUCUGCAGAUACAUGGAUGGAUGGAUGGAUGGAUGGGGGACAAGGGAGGAGGGAGUGUGUUGUGUGAUGGGGCUUGCCUUUGCCCUCCUGGUGCGAGAACUUGCGAACGCGGGUCUGCAUCAUGGUCGAGUCAACUGACAAUGCACCCACCACACAGACACACACACAGAGAGAGAGAGAUGCAUGCAUCACCCUAUCUACGCCACCCUCCCUCUCCCUCCCUCCCUCUCUCACUCUCAUUCUGGUCGUUGUCGAGGCAGGCGAAGUGAGCACUGGCGACCACCUCCACCUCCUGCGGCGACACCAAAUGGCAGAACAGGCUCACCGGCCGCUCCUCGUUGUUGGCCGGAGGCGGUGGCUGCCCCCCUGCCCCUCCUAGAUGCAUCAACCAACCAAAACGAAGAUAUCCCCAAUACGAGAGAAGCUUGCUUUGCUUGCCUGCUGCGUUGGCGUCCUGUCGGUCCUCGCCCGCCGGCCACAGACAGAGGCGCCACCGGCCCGUCAUCUGGUCGCUCCCGAAGGGCGGCGAGAACACACGAUUGUCGUCUCCAACUGACACACACAUGACAGACACACGGCAGACAGACAGACAGAGGGACACGUGUAUGUGUGUGUGUAUGUGUGUGGGGGGGGCGUGGGGGAAACGGGGGAGAGGGUACUGACUUUGCUCUGCCAUUGCUCGCGCCCUGAGGAUGCUGCACCGUUGACGUGCGACGAAAAGGGAUGGAUGGAUGGAUGGAUGGAUGGAUGUAGGCACAUAGGCACAAAGGCACAUGGGAUGCACAGACACACAUACUCGUUCGUAUACUCACUCACCUGAAGUUGCGGAUCUCCCAGGUGUACUUGAGAAUGACCUCCUUGGUCUCCGUCACCUGAACGAAAGAACGAACGAACGCACCAACGCACCAACGCCAAGAAUGCAUCCACUCCACGUCACGUACGAAUGCAUGGGGGUGCGCUGCGCGCGUGUGUGUGUUGUCCCGUGCUGUGGGUGUUUAGCUUACGCAGUCGGUGACCUUCCUCUUCUUGACCGGCGGCACCUCCGUACCUACACACCACAAAAGCCAAAGGAUUGUCAUGCCAAAGGAUGGGAUGCCAUGCAUGUGGCCCACCCAGUGGAUGCCUGACCUUGGCCCUGCGGUGUGCCGUUGGGCGUGCCGCCGGCGCUGUUGGUGACGCCCACGCUGCUGAUCUCCAUGGGAGUGCUCAUCCUUCUGUUCUGUGUCUGCUGGAUCUUCCUACGCCUACUGUGCGUGUAGCUGUGCGCUGUUGUUAUUCCCUUCCUCCCAAAUGCUAUCGAUCGAGCCAGCACGCUACACGGACAGGCACACAGCGCGCCGCUGACACACGCACUCACUUACCCUCC
Molecule: messenger RNA, 2749 nt
Organism: Vitrella brassicaformis
Lineage: Eukaryota; Vitrellaceae
Source: the annotation of a GenBank genome assembly